AUGUCACUCGCGGUGGAAAGCACUGCGGAUGGGCAGGAGAUCAUGGUGCUGCGGAACAGGGAGGGUUGGAUGGCCAAGGUCUACUUCUACGGCGCGCACGUGACGUCGUGGCAGAGCCCAGAGGGCCACGAGCAACUGUACCUCUCGCCGCAGGCCAAGCUGGACGGCAGCAAGGCCAUUCGAGGCGGAAUACCCAUCUGCUUUCCCCAAUUCAGCGAUAUGGGGCCCUGCAAGACCUCGCACGGGUUCGCGCGGACGUCGUUCUUCAAGCACGUCGACGACGGCGUGCAGGCGCCCGAGGGCGCCGCGCGGGCCGCGCUGGAGCUCGCCCCGUCGACUGUUGAGGCGGCGGGACAAGGCUUCCAGGGUCACUUCCGCCUGCGCGUGAUCGUGCUGCUCGACAAGGGCACGCUGUCGGUGCGGCUGAACGUGCACAAUCUCGGCACGCAGGCCAUGACGUUCGGCGCGUGCCUGCACACGUACCUGACGUCAGGGCCCAUCGGCGCUGCGGCGGUGUCAGGCCUCGAGGGGGGGGAGUACAUGGACAACCUGAACGCGCGCGCCGUCGCGAAGCAGUCCGGGGAGAUCAAGUUCGACCGCGAGGUGGACCGGAUCUUCCUGGGCGCCGCGAAGGCCGUCGUGCUGCGGCGCGGGGGCCUCCCGGACGUGUCGGUCGCGCACGACCUGCCCGACCUGGUGGUGUGGAACCCCUGGGUACAAAAAACAAAGAGCAUGGGGGACUUGCCGGACGACGCGUACAACCACUUCGUGUGCGUCGAGCCGGCGAUCGCAGGGAGCGGGUCGGUGACGAUUCCCGGGCGCGGGGACUGGGAGGGCGGCCAGCUGAUCUCUUUGCUGCCAUAG
Pedinophyceae sp. YPF-701 is the source of this 864-nucleotide messenger RNA. NCBI's taxonomy places the organism in Eukaryota, Viridiplantae, Chlorophyta, Pedinophyceae. The record is from the annotation of a GenBank genome assembly.